This is a messenger RNA of Closterium sp. Yama58-4, 852 nucleotides long. Lineage: Eukaryota; Viridiplantae; Streptophyta; Zygnematophyceae; Desmidiales; Closteriaceae. The record is from the annotation of a GenBank genome assembly.
AUGUACGAAUCCCUCCCCGCCAUUCCCGCCGACCCCGCCAUACCUGCCGACACUACCAAACCCCCCAAUCCCACCAACCCGGUCACCAUCACGAAUCCCAUCGUUCCCGCCGUCGAGCCGCAGACCGUGGAAAUUACCGACAUUCCCGAAGCUAGCCGAACCCGAAAGCGAGAGGCCCCGCUGGUCACAAGCCCCGCGGAAAAUAAGAAGAAGCCGCUGGGGCGGGAGGUGGGGAAGGUGGAAACCGUCUUCCGCGGAUCGUCUGUCAUCACCGCAGCCGGCGGCGACGCGAACGCGACGGGAAACGCGAUCCUGACCGUGUAUAAGAGCGGCGCGAAGAUGAACGUGCGGUAUGUCCUAUCCGUGCGCCGCGUGUCGGCGGCUGGGCUGCCUAUGGGCGCGACGAUUAACAGCGGCGCGAGCAACGCGACGGGACCCGUGGUGGUCGAUUUCGCGGGAGCUGAUUGGGUGAAUACGACGGGCGUCGUUCGCACGCAGGCCGGCGACGUCGUUCUCGCGUCGUCCGUCGCAGAGAACGCGACGGACGCGGAUGCCGCCGAGGCCGCAGACGACUAUCUCAGCUAUGCGACGACUGGAGUGUGGGAAGACGUCGCCAGCAAUCGCACAACCUCUGGCGAAGCCCUUUCCACCGUGUUCGAGAGAAUUCUGGCUGACCCGGGCAGCUUUUACCUGGUUGUGUCAACCCCGAAUUUCAGCGAGGGCGCUGUGCGCGGACAGUUGCGCAAGGGCACUGGCGCAACUGUGCUUCCGCCCGGCCAUCAGCGCCAGUGGGAGCAACGGGGGAAGAAGCAGACGGGUAAGGGAGAGAAGGCGAAAGCCCCCCGCAACUAG